AGACGUCCCCCCAACAUCAUCCAUCGCCGUCUCUCACACCCUUUUCAUCUACUAUCCAUUACCACGUUUUAUACCCCCAUUCUAUCAUCCAUUGAUACGGUUAUACUUGCUUUAUGCCCUCCAUCAUGUCCGACCUCAACCUCCAAGAGAUCCAUGACUUCCUCAUCGCCGUGGCCAAGAAGGCCGGCGAGAUGAUCACGACUGCCCGUCCUACCACCGUCGCCGCGGGCGAAAAGAAGAACUCCGCCGACCUAGUCACGGAGACCGACCAAGCAGUAGAGAAGAUGGUGUCGACGACGCUCAAAGAGAAAUACCCAGACUUUGCAUUCAUGGGCGAAGAGACGUACAAGCCGGGCGACCGGCUCACGGCAGCCCCGACCUUCAUCGUGGACCCGAUCGACGGCACGACGAACUUUGUGCACGGGUACCCGUACGUGAGCAUCUCGCUCGGUCUAGCGGUAGAGCACAAGCCGACGGUGGGCGUCGUGUUCAACCCGUUCACGCAGACGCUGUACAGCGCGAUCAAGGGGCGCGGCGCCUUCCUGAACCACACGACGCCGCUGCCGCUGCGGGACCCGGAGCCGCUGCGCCAGCUGGACAGCGCGGUCGUGUGCGUCGAGUGGGGCAGCGAGCGCACCGGCAACGACUACAAGGUCAAGAGCGAGACGUUCCGCAAGCUGUGCGCGAGCAAGGAGGACGGUGGCGCCAUGGUCCAUGGCCUGCGCUCGUUUGGCUCCGCCGCCCUUAAUCUGUGUGGCGUUGCCAGCGGCGCGCUGGACUUGUAUUGGGAGGGCGGCUGCUGGGCCUGGGAUGUCUGCGCUGGUUGGGUCAUUUUAACUGAGGCUGGUGGCUUGAUUGUUGAUGGCAACCCGGGGAACUGGGAGCAGAGUGUGGAUGGGAGGAGGUAUUUGGCUGUGAGGAAGGGUGAGGGCCAGAAGGCUAUGGUGGAGGAGUUCUGGGGUUGGAUCCAGGGGAAGAUGGAGGUUGGUAUUUAAUGGCGGGA
This is a messenger RNA of Aplosporella prunicola CBS 121167, 1003 nucleotides long. RefSeq lists its product as uncharacterized. Bases 114 to 995 code for a protein of 293 amino acids. The transcript is spliced from 2 exons. Lineage: Eukaryota; Fungi; Ascomycota; Dothideomycetes; Botryosphaeriales; Aplosporellaceae. The record is from RefSeq and is a predicted model, not a curated record. Gene Ontology annotation, biological process: phosphatidylinositol phosphate biosynthetic process; signal transduction; inositol metabolic process. Gene Ontology annotation, molecular function: inositol monophosphate 1-phosphatase activity.